AUGGGUGAAAGAGGUCCCGACCAGUGGUUGGAACAGAUUAAAAAUUGCAUAUCGCUUUCUGAAAAUGACAUGAAACAGCUCUGUGAGCUUGUGAAGGAGCUUUUGAUGGAGGAGUCCAAUAUCCAGCCGGUGCAGCUGCCGGUGACGGUGUGUGGUGAUAUCCACGGACAGUUCCACGACUUGCUAGAGCUUUUCAAGAUAUCCGGUGGCUUGCCCACGGAGGAUAACGACACGAAUUAUAUCUUUUUGGGUGAUUAUGUCGAUAGAGGUUAUUUUUCUUUGGAGACGUUUACGCUUCUUAUGGUGUUGAAGGUGAAGUUCCCCAACCGCAUCACCUUGGUCCGUGGAAACCACGAGUCCAGACAGAUCACCCAGGUCUACGGCUUUUACGAUGAAUGUUUAACGAAAUACGGCUCCACAACCGUGUGGAAGUACUGCUGUCAGGUUUUUGACUUUUUGACUUUGGCAGCCAUCAUUGACGGGAAAAUCUUAUGUGUGCAUGGCGGCUUGUCGCCAGAGAUUCGUAUGUUGGAUCAAAUCCGUGUGUUGAGCAGAGCCCAGGAGGUGCCCCACGAAGGUGGUUUCUGUGAUUUGGUUUGGUCUGAUCCCGACAAUAUUGAUAAAUGGGCUGUUUCGCCAAGAGGCGCAGGAUGGCUCUUUGGCUCGAAGGUCAGUCGGGAAUUCAACCACAUCAACAACUUGGACUUAAUAGCGAGAGCGCAUCAGUUGGUCAUGGAGGGCUUCAGAUACCAUUUCAAGGAGAAGGACGUGGUGACCGUUUGGUCCGCUCCAAACUACUGUUAUAGGUGUGGUAACGUUGCCAGUGUCAUGCAAGUCGGCAGCGACUUGGAGCCUAACUUCAAGAUCUUCAGUGCUGUUCAGGACGGAGACUUGGCAGCAAAGAAUAACCCAUCGAAGCAACAGCGCAUUGACUACUUCUUGUAA
This is a messenger RNA of Candidozyma haemuli, 945 nucleotides long. It is a transcript of the gene SIT4, whose product is annotated as type 2A-related serine/threonine-protein phosphatase. Gene Ontology annotation, cellular component: cytoplasm. The transcript has a single exon. NCBI's taxonomy places the organism in Eukaryota, Fungi, Ascomycota, Pichiomycetes, Serinales, Metschnikowiaceae. The record is from RefSeq and is a predicted model, not a curated record. Bases 1 to 945 code for a protein of 314 amino acids. Gene Ontology annotation, biological process: peptidyl-serine dephosphorylation; G1/S transition of mitotic cell cycle. Gene Ontology annotation, molecular function: protein serine/threonine phosphatase activity.